CAACGACAUUGUCGUCGACCUAGCGUCCAGUAACUUGCCGUGCUUGCUCGUCGACUACAAUCCACGACGUUGAAAGAUUGUGAGGUCGACCAUGUUCUGGCAAACCAAGGCCUUCCAGAGAGGCAUCUGGUUGUUGCCAUGUCUACUCAUUGGCCUCACAUACUUUCAACCACAGAUACCCACCGUCCUUGUUAAUCACAUGCACUUUGAGUCUCCUUUCGUGGAUCGAACAGUCAAGACAAACAUCACCUCGUCGUUCUUCCAUUUCAUCAUUCCUGCGAAAAGUCCAACUCCAGCAGUCUGCCGGACGCUCUUUUCCGCCGGUGUGCUCAACUAUCCAGCGGCACGAAUAGUCAGUUGGAACCAGACCAACACCAAAGCUGACCUCCCAGAUGGCGGCUUCCACCGUCGAAAAGUCGACAACCUCCUCGAUGCCUUGAACAAAAUCAACAAACUCGACGCAUCUCGUGCGGACGAUUUGGUCUACAUCACCAGCGGCAACGAUACCUGGUUUCAACUUCGCCCAGAAGUCUUGAUCAAACGCUACCAUGAGAUCAACGCUCGAGCAAACCGACGAAUACAGGCCCGAUAUUCCGAGCCAUACGACCAAAAAGUCAUAUUCUCUGCUCAAAGAGAAUGUCAGUUGCGCGGGAAUGGUACUGCAUGCGCCAUUGUGCCACCAUCUGAAUUGCCCGAGGAUGUCUAUGGCAACGAUGCAGACAAGAUCAACUUGCGACCUCGCCACCUCAGUUCCCACAGCAUCAUGGGACCUGUCAAGAGCCUCAAAGCCCUCUACGACCAGGCACACAUCAAAUUAUCCAAGCAGAAAAACUUGACCGAAGACGAAAUCUUUACAGAAAUCUUCACCAAGCAGGAACACCACCGAGAACUACUUCGCGCCGCGCAGAAUGGCUCAGAUCCACAUCCAUUCUUGAACCUCACGGCCGAAACCCAAGACAACAACAACAACAACAAUGGCCAAGAAACUGCCGCCCACAACUCCUCCAUGGUACGACGAGCUGAUCAUCCGAGAAACUACCCUCGCGGCACCAACACCACCGAAGGAUGCGGUUCCCAAAACGGAACCACGACAUCAAGUGAAACCGGAGCAUCAAACUCAACCUGCAAAGUCCAAGUCUUCGACUAUGGCAUUGGACUCGACUAUCUCGGCGAACUAUUCCGGUUCCCUGACGCCGAAGAAUCCGAAUUCCAAUUCAUUGAUUUUGCACAAGAAGACGCAGCCAAGUCAGUUGCCGAAGCAGUGGGAUCUACGCAUAUUGCCCAAGUUGGCCAGGAUAUCAGACAUUCCACUCCACCAUACUGGACACCGGAUUAUAUGGGCGAGAAGGAGUUUCCUGAUCUGGCAUGGGAACAAGCAAAACUCUAUACCAAUGUCCGUUCAGGUGUCAUUCCAGCGGUGAUUGGACAUGCGACCCUGAAGACAUUGUCUGUUGAUGAUGACAGUAACAAGGCCAAUAACAGCACCAGUGAAGAUACCAGUGACGACGACGACGACGAUGACAACAGCAGCGACAGCAGCGACAGCAGGGAUCAAGAUACUAGUCUAAUCGACCAAUGGAAACAGAACUGGUUCCACCCGCAUCUCCGAAAACUCAGUGACGCAUAUGCCAGAUCUUGGCGGAUGCCGUUGGCAGUGAUUUCGAAAGACGAACAUACCAGACAUGAAUACUGGGGAUUCUCUGAAGGUAUCGCGGGUGCGCGAAUCCAUCAUGAGGAUUUGCCGGGCAAAUGGCUUCAAUGGGACCAAUUGUGUGGAGAUGUCAGAGAUGUCUUCAAUGAUGAUCAUGACAAAUUCACGAAUCCCGUCUAUUAUCUCUAUUGGAAUGGUGAUAAGCAGAGAGAACAGUUGCAUCUUUUCGAGGAUCAGGAUAGAAAGCCAUCGGCGGAGGAUGAUUGAAAUCAAUUCAGUUCGUUUUACUGUUGAUAGUAAGAAGCGAGCAGGCGUUCAGGGUGGUUUUAUAAUGGCUCGCGUCGCGAGGCUUAUGAUUGUUCAAUUAUAUCAAGACAUUAGAAUCAAUUUCUAUGACG
Messenger RNA from Exophiala mesophila, 2049 nucleotides. RefSeq lists its product as uncharacterized. The record is from RefSeq and is a predicted model, not a curated record. The transcript has a single exon. Bases 92 to 1918 code for a protein of 608 amino acids. NCBI's taxonomy places the organism in Eukaryota, Fungi, Ascomycota, Eurotiomycetes, Chaetothyriales, Herpotrichiellaceae.